Molecule: messenger RNA, 1905 nt
Organism: Suillus clintonianus
Lineage: Eukaryota; Fungi; Basidiomycota; Agaricomycetes; Boletales; Suillaceae
Product: acid protease
Exons: 6
Coding region: 96-1547 (483 amino acids)
Biological process (GO): proteolysis
Molecular function (GO): aspartic-type endopeptidase activity
Source: RefSeq, a predicted model, not a curated record
UUGACACAAACCACACUCACACAAGCUAGUCUUGUGCUGAACCUAUUUCUUCUUGCUCUCUUUCAUUCUCUCUCAUACUACCUUCCGGUUCCACGAUGAUUUCCCUCCCUCUCGUAGCUGUCGCACUACUUCCAUUCGCUCUCGCUGCUCCCCAGCCGGAUGCAGGUGUUAUUCAUGUCCCAAUCGUGCGACGUAGUCAAGCAGACAGAGUCGCGAAUUUACCCAAAGCUAUGGAAGCUUUGCGCGCAAAAUAUAAUUAUCGCCCAACAAAUGCCACGAAUUCCAAGCGAGCAAACUCUGCUGCAGUUCCCAUCACCGAUGAGCAAAACGAUUCCAGUUACUCAGGAAUCGUGAGCAUCGGAACUCCACCGCAGAGCUUCGAUCUUAUCCUCGACACCGGUUCUUCCGACCUUUGGGUUGCAACAUCCUCAUGUACCUCUUGCGAUACAUUAACCUCCUGUACUACUUGCUCUGAGAAUCAGUUUACCACCUCAAAAUCCUCGACAUUCCAGACAUCAGGUACCGCCCUGCAGAUCAAUUAUGGCUCAGGAUCGGUACAAGGUGCUACCUCCCAAGAUACUGUCACUUUCGGUGGCUUCACCAUCGCUCAGCAAGAACUUUUGGCUGUUACUGCAACUACCUCUGGCUUGCUCGGCGGUGUACUCUCAGGUAUCAUGGGUCUUGGGUUUAACACCAUUUCUGCCCUCAGUACUACUCCCUUUUGGCAAGCUCUCUACAAUGCCGGCCAGCUCUCAGAACCUUUGUUCUCUUUCUACCUGGCACGUUAUAUCGACCAAUCCGCUACGAGCACUGCCCCGGGCGGCACCCUCACUCUCGGUGGAACAAACUCCAGUUUAUACCAGGGCUCUAUCGAGUACUUGAGCCUAACCGGUACGCCAUCGUAUUGGCUGCUCGAUGUUGCCUCGCUCUCUGUGCAAGGCAAAUCGAUCACUGUCGGCUCAUCCAAUUCUCUUGCUGCCAUCGACACGGGCACUACCCUCAUUGCUGCACCCACCACCAUUACCGCAAAUAUUUGGUCCCAAGUUUCAGGCUCCAUAGCGCUUACCGGAGCAUACGCAGGCUUAUACGCAUUCCCCUGCACCACUGAUGUCACAGUCACUAUGUCUUUCGGCGGUACUACCUGGUCGAUCAACCCCCUCGACAUGAACCUCGGCUCUCUCCCCAGUUCCGUCACAGGUACCACGACUCAGAUGUGUGCCGGUGGUAUCUUUGAUAUCGGCACCAGCGUUGGCAGUGGCGCCGGUGUCCCUACCUGGAUUGUCGGUGACACGUUCCUCAAGAACGUGUACUCCGUCUUCCGCGCCAACCCCGCUGCCGUCGGUUUUGCACAGCUUGCUAGUGGCCUGAGCACUUCAACCGGAACCUCCACCCCGAACCCGGCGAAGGUGUCGAGUUCAACAGCUACCUCGACUAGCGGCUCGACCUCGGGCAACCCCCUUAUCGGAACUGCAUCUACUAACACGAACGUUGCUGUCUCCCUCACCCUUCUCGCAUCUGUGGCGGCCUGCUUCACGCUCUUGCUCUGAGAGACUAUAUAUACCACACUACACACAACUAUUAUUGUGAUACCAUACACGGAGUCUGUCUUGGUUCUCACACCGGAUACUCACAUGAUGCACAUACGUAUACGUAUACUGACUUACGGUCUGACGUUCGCUCGUUGUCUGGCCACUGAACUUGCGCGCGUAUCUUAACACCUUUCCUUUCACGUCCAUUCUUUCAUUGAGGUUUUUAUAUAUCUUUGGAUUUAGGCAUGGUUGUACUUAUUAUGGUUGACGUUUGUAGCAGGUAAUUAACUUGCAUGAUGAUGAUGUGUUGCAUUGCAAGUAUUUGCAGUAACUAGUUGUUCGUCUGACUUACGAUCAGGCGGAUAGAUGUUCAGGG